AUGAUUCUUAAACUACUUUCAUACCUUGGAACCGUGGUUGGUUUCUUAUUCCUCGUGCUUUCUAUAGCGUCAGGAUUAUACUACAUUUCCGAAUUGGUUGAAGAACAUACCGAACCCACCAAGCGAUUCUUGACCAAGUUAAUAUACUUCAUAAUUGCCGUAUUCGUAUUGCUUAUAAUAUUUGAUGGAUUCCCAAUUAAACUCACAUUGCUUUCCAUAUUCUCAUACUAUGUUUACUUGCAAAACCUUAAACGAUUCCCAUAUGUUGAAUUGACCUCACCUAUAUUUUUGAUUUCCUGUGUUUUGGUGGUUGCCAAUCACUUCUUGUGGUUUAACCACUUCCACACCCCAUACAUCCCACCAUUAGAAGUGAGAUUGAAGCCUAAUUAUAAACCACCACAUAUACCUGAGUUCGUGGAAGUAUGCUCCUUCUUUGGGUUGUUGGUGUGGUUUGUUCCAUUUGCGUUGUUUGUUAGUUUGAGCGCACAUGAUAAUUUGUUGCCUCACCAUGUCGAAUCUACUCAAGAUACUGAACGCAAGAAAAAGAACGGGUUAGCCAAAGUUGUGGUUAGUCGCAUAAGGGACUACAUCUACGCGAUUAGUAGAAAAUUGGGAUACGAAUUGGAUCCUCACCAUGGUACAAUCGUAUAUUGA
This is a messenger RNA of Spathaspora passalidarum NRRL Y-27907, 654 nucleotides long. RefSeq lists its product as uncharacterized. Lineage: Eukaryota; Fungi; Ascomycota; Pichiomycetes; Serinales; Debaryomycetaceae. Gene Ontology annotation, molecular function: COPII receptor activity. The transcript has a single exon. Gene Ontology annotation, cellular component: COPII-coated ER to Golgi transport vesicle; endoplasmic reticulum membrane; Golgi membrane. The record is from RefSeq and is a predicted model, not a curated record. Gene Ontology annotation, biological process: endoplasmic reticulum to Golgi vesicle-mediated transport. Bases 1 to 654 code for a protein of 217 amino acids.